Messenger RNA from Saitoella complicata NRRL Y-17804, 1020 nucleotides. RefSeq lists its product as uncharacterized. The annotation marks the transcript as partial. NCBI's taxonomy places the organism in Eukaryota, Fungi, Ascomycota, Saitoellomycetes, Saitoellales, Saitoellaceae. The record is from RefSeq and is a predicted model, not a curated record. The transcript has a single exon.
GCAUGCGCCGCUACAUCAAACCUGCCCCCCUCAACAUCGUCUCCCGCACCGCACCCUCAUCCUCCUCUACCGCCCGUCCCACCACGCACGGCUACACCUCCCUCGUAACCCCCUACACCCCCGCCAUCUCCACCGCGCGCUCAGCUCGAUCGGCACACUCCCCGUCCUCAUACUACAGUACCGACAUUCCCUUGUCAGCAUUCAUCCGCUCCCCCCUCGCACCACGGACGCCGUUGGGAUAUGCCGGUGCUGCGUUCGGGCAUGCGGCCCCGGAUGAGAGUCCGACGUUGGGAAGGCAUGAGCCUGACCCGUUCUGCCCUAUCAACUACAGGUCGACGAAUGAGGAGAGGAGAGUGCCGCCAUCGAAGGUCAAGCCGGUUACGUAUCGGAAUACACUGAGGAAUGGUGAGAUCUUUGGGAUUCCGUCGACGCCGGCGCCUGGACGUUUGGUCGCUGGGACCAAUGGGCAGUCGUAUGGUGUUGGGAAGUUUACGGAGCGGUUUACACCUUCACGCCCGGGCUCGGAACUGGGGUAUGAAGCCGGUAAUGCACCGAUGAUCUCGAACUUUAAUCGUGCUCCCACUCCGGCGCCGACGGAGGGCUUACCACCUGUGCCGCCGCUGAAGAUCAAGAAGCCGAAGGUUUAUAAGACGCACGAGGAGGAGAAUGCCGAACGACGCGCGAAACUAAAGGCCGGCGUGACCAAUCUUUUCUCCAAGUUUAGCGGUGGGCCCGGCCAAACUCAUUCACACUCUGGCCACGCUCAUGCUGAUCCGUUGAGGGAUGUGAUGCUCGAGCAGCAAAGGCUCCAGGAAGCCACACAUGCCGGGAUCUAUGGCAUGAGUAAAGUUGAAGGAAUGUACAAGGAAAGCAAAGCUGCGCAGAGGUUGAAGAGUAAGAUUAAGAUGAUCAAGCCGGCUGAGGGGAGGAACAUGUACGGAUACUUUUGAGCAUAGCAUCUGAUCAUAAUCAUAAUCGUAAUAUAAGUACUAAUGGGUAUCACUUAUCGUCGUUUUCCUU